AUGUUCCAUGUAUUAAAAUGACAACGUUUGUGCCACUAUCACAAGAUACAGAAGGGGCUGUUAGUUCGGCUUCCCUAGGCGACUGGGUUCUGGGAAUCAUCAAAGUCAGAUCUCCUUCCAAGACCGCGUCAUACUACUCCCAACUGCUGGACCAAUUCCAAGAGGUGGACGGCGAACAGGUUAUAAAGGAGGCUUUUCAAUUAUUCGAGCUUCUUUUGAGCGAAAAUAUGAUGAUUUUCGAGUUUCUAGCCGAUGCCAAAGAACACGGGUCUACUCCAAUACAGUCCAUUGACCAAUCGAGCAAAGCUGAGACCGAAGUCAGUGUUAAAUACUUGGACGCAUUGAAGCAGGUCGAAGAGUACUUUACUGUGCUCAUGUAUGUGCUUCAGUUGAGGUUUACAAGCAGUGGACAGAUUGAAAAGGCUGGAAGUCUGCUUUUAGAUGCUAUAAAGAACGGUGACACUUUCAUCGAGCUUAGACUCCGUCUUCUCCAAAUGCUCUACAAUAGUGUGGAGUCUACUUUGCCACUCAGGGCAACUAUAUACGUAUCAAUACUUGAGUUUGCGGCAAAACAUGGAAUCUUCCAUACAUUGGUUGGUAUCGUACUACAUGUUGAGGAGUGGAUGGUCGAAUGGUCGAUUGACAAAAAAUGCAAAAUUCACAUUUUCCACAUAAUUGCACAUGAAUUUGAUAAGCUUGGAAAACAGGAUCUGGCAUAUAAGUUCUGGAAGAAACGCGUUGAGUUUUGCGAUGAACCAGAACUGUUUUCUACAAAGGACAAUAUAGAUGCCACCGUAACAUUUUGCAUACGAAGCUUGAAGUCAGAGGAUACCCUUUACUUUGACCAACUUUUACUUAUGCCAGCGGUAUCACAUCUUCUUUCCACACAAUUUUCUCCACUUGUGGUACUUUUGAAUAUUUUUAUAAAGGGUACAAAUGAAGAUUUGGAGAAAUAUGCAAAGCAACAUGGUACAUUCUUGGAAAGUUUGGAUUUGCCCUUGUCUUUGUUACGUAGCAAGAUGAGUUUGCUCUCUCUUGCUUCUUUAUGUCAAAAUGAAUCUGAAGUCUCAAUCGCAAAGGUUCAGGAGUUACUUGGUAUUUCUGAAGAAGAAGCAGAACACGUUAUUGUAACCGCAAUUACAAAGGGUGUUUUGGAUGCGCUUAUUGACCAAAAAACUAAGCGUGUCAUAAUACGUUCCGUUAUGCACCGUGAGUUCUCCACCGAGGAAUUGAAGGCAUUGCAUGGGCAUUUAUUGCGCUGGAAGAGUUGCCUUGCCGACAUUGCUAGGUGGAGUACGUAAUGGGUAUUCUUAAAAGAUUAUGCAGUUUAAUGAAAUUAGACUUUGCAUGAAAAUGCCGAUUUAAUGAACAAAGUAUGAAAUC
Messenger RNA from Theileria equi strain WA, 1383 nucleotides. RefSeq names its product PCI domain-containing protein. The record is from RefSeq and is a predicted model, not a curated record. Gene Ontology annotation, cellular component: eukaryotic translation initiation factor 3 complex. Gene Ontology annotation, biological process: cytoplasmic translational initiation. NCBI's taxonomy places the organism in Eukaryota, Apicomplexa, Aconoidasida, Piroplasmida, Theileriidae. The coding region runs from base 18 to 1301 and encodes 427 amino acids. The transcript is spliced from 3 exons.